GUAAAGUAUUCCAGCGACCGCCCACCGACAUGCCGGAAGGAACGAAGAAGGAAACUCGCGCUCCGCUGAAGAAGGUCCUGACAGGGGCCACGGGCCGCCGCUCUCGCAUGGACACGCAGGUGUCCAUUCGGAAAGCUAGAAAGGAAGAUGGGUACAAUCAACGACGCAACCUCGCCGCGCAAGCCAAAGCCCAGGCUGAAAGCCAACCUCAGGAAAAGUCGUUGCUGAUUGAACAGCUUGCGUCGCGCAGCCAGACACUGUUGGUGGGGCUGCAACAUCCAGAUAAGGAAGUACGUCGAAAGAGUUUGCGAGCGUUCGUCUACCUCAUGAGCUCGGGGGUGCCGCCUCUGUUCGAUGACGGAGACCCGCAGCACAUUCCGUUGUGGAACACCAUCACCACCGCCGUCCCAUUCUUUGUCGCGACACUGGACAAUCCCGACGUCCCCAUGCAAUCUGACGCGGCUUUUGCUCUUCGAUUUAUCUCGUCGAUGGAUCGAUCCGCCCUCGUCAUUCAAGGUGGCGCCCUCCCCAAGCUUGCUGUACUUUUGCAUUGCGGUAUAUCUGAACUACAGAUCCAGGCGGCGUGGUGUCUCGGCAACGUCGCGAGCGAGUCCAAGGCGUGCUGUGAAGCUGUUGUUCAAAUUUGUCCGCCCAUCCAGGUCAUUCCGCACAUUCGGUUGAGUACGCCGUCGCUCCGCCGCGCUGCUGUGUGGCUCUUGCGCAGCAUGAUUGACAUGACGGACCUCCUAGCAACGAUGCAGGUGCUGACGUCGCAGUUCGAGACCGAGCUUAUCACUGUCCUGGGCAACGUGAUCAAGCAGCUUGUGCUGGAAAAAGCCAAAGUGUGGGCCAAGGACAAGGACAAGGCGGAGGCGCCGUCGGUCGCCCCGUGGCGUCUCUUUGAGUUUCACACGGGAAAACCUGCGCCCAACGACAUUGCGGUCGUUCGACUGCUGCGAGAUAUCGACGAAGCGACGGUCGAGGUGAUCGACGUCGACGUGAACUUUGAAACGGGUGAAAACGUGACUUUUCGUGCCACUCGGGCGUCCCUUCGCCCGCUCCAAGCGAUCGAAGACGCCAUUGACGGAGACGGUGACGAAGACAACUCGGUCGCCCAGGAUGCCGAGACGCUCGCGCUUGAUGAGAAGGCGCUGACAUUAUGCGACUCGGCGUGGUCGGUCGUGGAAGUCACGUUGCACAACGCGUCGGUUGUCGACGUCCUGCUUUCGACGGGGGUGCUUCCCAAACUUGUGGAUGCGCUCCACAUGUACACGUCGCCAAUGGUGCUGUCGCCGCUCCUGCGAUUGCUCGGUUACCUCAUUUCGCACGACGAAGCGCAUGCCCAGGUGUUACUGGAUGCGGGGCUUUUGGCCACGUGCCCCCGCGUUCUCCAAAACGCUAGUCGCGCCAUCCGCGAAGAAGUGUGCUGGUUGCUAUCCAACUUGGCCGGCGGAAAGGUCGAACACAUGAAUGCAGUGUUGGCGGCCCCCGGCGUCGUCGCUUCUAUAGUCGAGCAGCUGACGUGGGCCGAGUACAGCGUCAAGCGGGAGGCUGGCUGGGCGGUAUGCAACCUUCUCGUCAAGGCGAGCGAUGCCGUGGCGGGCGAACUGGUCCGCCUGGACGUCCUGUCGGCGCUCUCGACCCUCCUUGACGAGUAUGAAGAUCCGAGUAUGGAACUCGUGAUACUCGAAGGAAUCAACGCUGUCCUGGAGAAGGGCAAGGACGACGGGAAGGUUGCUGUCGAAGAGAGUGGGUGCUUGAAGUGUGUCGAGAAUUUGUGCUAUGCGGCCAACGAGCAAGUGAGCGCGGCCGCCGCGCACAUUAUUGACACGUGGUUUGACGGCGCCAUGGACGACGACGUGGAUGGCGACGUGGCGCCUGCUGCUGUCGACGCAACGACUAACACAUUGGCGUUCCAGCCUGCGACGGCUCCGUUCCACUUUGGUUAACGACAUUGCUAGACGUGACUUAAAAGGUGUUAUCUCAGAUCCAUGCCAUUGUUCAAAGCCGGUGGAAUCGAGGUAUUUAUUCGUCCAAUUCAUCUACGUCGUCCAGAGCGUCUUCGUCAUCCUCUUCGUCAUCUUCGUCGUCGUCGGCGACUUCGUCUUCGAACGUGUUGAGCGGGACCGAAUAAAUCCGCACGACGGGCUUGUUGGGGUCCUUCAUCAUCACGUACUUGCCUUCCGGCUGCUCCAUGAACAACUCGACCAGCAUCUUAAUGAUGCCCCACGCGUUCGUCAGGCUCAGCGACGUCUGCUGCGCAAAGUCGACGGGGUUGUACGACUGCGUCGCCAAAAUCACGUGCGCCUGGUUGUCCUUGGUGUUGUGGCGGGUCACGUACCCGAGCUUCAUGAGCCCGGCGUUUGCCAGGAGAGCCGAGUGCGUCCACUGCGCCAACUUCGGCGCGUUGUUCUUGAGUUCGUUGGCCAGCAAUGCCCCGCGCUACUCGAGAAAGCAUCAACGUCGCAAUUCCCACCACCAACGAAUCAAGAACCAUCCAUUCAUGUCCACCAACACAAGAAGCCACACACGCAUGCCAUCUCUCAGAUCUUGAACGAUUGUCGAUCCCGCCACCGACAUCUCCGCAUCGCUGCGGGAAG
Molecule: messenger RNA, 2600 nt
Organism: Aphanomyces invadans
Lineage: Eukaryota; Oomycota; Saprolegniomycetes; Saprolegniales; Verrucalvaceae
Exons: 2
Coding region: 30-1949 (639 amino acids)
Biological process (GO): NLS-bearing protein import into nucleus
Cellular component (GO): nucleus
Molecular function (GO): nuclear import signal receptor activity; protein binding
Source: RefSeq, a predicted model, not a curated record